AUCUGUCAGAGAAAUAGGUGGUGUUUGCAUCUAUUUUCGUGUUUCAAAGAAAUUAACAAAAAUCAGUAAAAAUGGAAACCCGUCGGUGUAAAAAGUCAAAAAGUCCAACAAAUGUUCGACUCUCUUUUGUAGAAGUGAAACAAGAACCGGACGAUGGAUUGUACGACUGCACUGAACUGCUUCAACCCCAAGGGGCACAGAAGUUCACACCAGAAACUGUAAACAAACACAGUUCCGCAUUACAACCGAAAGCAUCUGAGCAAAAAUCAUGUAAAACUUAUUACAGAAGAAGUCGUGCCACACAGGUCAAUGCAGAAGACAUUGACGUAAUUAGUGUAAGAAGUUUAGAUCUGUCUAACGUUCAAGCUGAAAAUAAACCGAUUCAACCUAUCGGACCCGAAGCGAUUAUCCCACAGUGUCGAUUUUGUCUGCGAAGAGUUUCACGAGCUAAUAUGAAAAUCAUUCUCAUGAAGCAUAAAACAAAAGCACUAGCCGCUUUCCAGAUACGUGUAUUCCCUAACGAUGCCUAUCCAUUUGCUUGUUCGAACUGCUUGAACUUGAUAGACAUUUUCCUGGACUUCAAAUCAUCUGUCACGAAGGCACGGAAUCUACUUCUGAAUAAAAGAAUGCAUUUGGAAAGUAAUGGGUGGGAUGAUGCGAUAUGCAUAGAAGCUUUCAACCAGUGUAAAACUGCCGUAGAACAACACCGGAUGCAGAUAGAUGCAAUCUAUGACGAGCAAAUUGCUAGAGAGGAAAGACGAAAUGCAUCUAUAUUCGAACCGAAAAUGGAGCUGAAUGUCGACGAACAAGAAAAAGCUCAUUCUAACGAUCUGAAUUUCGAUCACGAGCAAAGUACAGAAACAACAGAUAAUAUGAUUGAUGAUCCUGCGGUUGAGUUUAGAUUGGAAUCUGAUAUUAACGAAGUGGAACAAAUGUUAAUAUCCCACGCGGUUGAUGGAAAUGGUGAUAAUGAAAGUGAACUAAUCACCACUUUGAAUGUUGAUGUAAAUUCUGAAGGACCUGCUGAGAAUGAAAAAAAUGCAAAGAUUGCUUCUUCAAUUGAUGAGGACUACUUACCCCUCUCGAAGAGAAGAAAGGUAAAGGUACUCAAAUAUUCUACCGAAUCUGAACAAGGACUUGAAGAUGAAGACUACACUGUGACGGAUUUGAAUUCGUCGGAUGACGAUGACUACAAACCAGAAUCAUUGACAGCAACGUCAAAGAAAUCCAAAACCUCAUCAGAUUCCGAACAGGAGACAGACGAUGAGAUUUCCAUACCUGAAGAACUGGAUUAUGGUAAUAAAGGUAAACCUACACGUUCGUCAAAAGCUAAAGCGAAGGGGAAGAAACCUAGAAAACCUAGAAAAAAGCGGGAAUCGACAUUGAACAGACCACCGGAUUAUAAACCGCCAUCCAUCUUGCCAGUAUUAUGUGAUUUAUGUGGAGAAAAGGUGCGCCCUGAAACGAUUGAAGGUCACAGAAAUCGUCACCUAGGAAUUAAACCGUACACCUGUCCUGUUGAUUGUUGUGGGUGGACGUUUUACGGCCGUGCUAACAUGUCUACGCACAUGCGACGUAUGCACCCUGAAAAUGGUGUUCCAUCUCAGAAAUGCGACGUUUGCGGCAAAUAUAUCAGAGGUAAACCUGGAAUCCUGAACGAGCACAAAAAACUGCAUUUCCUGAAAGAGAAAAGCUAUGUCUGUCCAGUGUGUGGAAAAGGCUUCACGCUGAACAGAUACCUCAGACAGCAUUCGAUCAUACACACCGGACUGUUUCCGUAUGAAUGUAGCUACUGUGGUAAAAAGUUCAACAACAAAUGGAGUAUGAAGACUCAUGAGAAAAAUAUGCACGAAAAGAAAAAUCAAGCAUCAGCUAGUUACGAUUCCGAUCCGAUUAUAGAUGCCGCAGCAUCAGGACAUAACUAUGCAGAAUAAAUAGUUUCUAUAGCCUCUGAAAUACA
This is a messenger RNA of Ochlerotatus camptorhynchus, 1960 nucleotides long. RefSeq names its product zinc finger protein ZIPIC-like. Gene Ontology annotation, biological process: regulation of transcription by RNA polymerase II. The transcript has 4 exons. Gene Ontology annotation, cellular component: nucleus. NCBI's taxonomy places the organism in Eukaryota, Metazoa, Arthropoda, Insecta, Diptera, Culicidae. The record is from RefSeq and is a predicted model, not a curated record. Gene Ontology annotation, molecular function: RNA polymerase II cis-regulatory region sequence-specific DNA binding; DNA-binding transcription factor activity; zinc ion binding. Bases 72 to 1934 code for a protein of 620 amino acids.